Esox lucius (northern pike) is the source of this 3661-nucleotide messenger RNA. RefSeq names its product wingless-type MMTV integration site family, member 5a (gene wnt5a). The record is from RefSeq and is a predicted model, not a curated record. The coding region runs from base 623 to 1762 and encodes 379 amino acids. Gene Ontology annotation, biological process: multicellular organism development; cell fate commitment; canonical Wnt signaling pathway. NCBI's taxonomy places the organism in Eukaryota, Metazoa, Chordata, Actinopteri, Esociformes, Esocidae. The transcript has 6 exons. Gene Ontology annotation, cellular component: extracellular region. Gene Ontology annotation, molecular function: frizzled binding; cytokine activity.
GCUUGCCUUGGUUUUUACUGAGAGGUAACUCGAUCUCCUGCGCUUGAAAAUCCUAACUCGGCUCUGGCACGGAUUGGCUAAUAGCCGCGGGUGCUUUAUACGUUUAUUUUAGGUAAUAGAUACGCUUGUUUUGUUACAGACCGUUCCGCCCUUUUCUUUUUUACCUUUUUUUACUUUUCACCUAGACGCAACUUCCAAGUCUUUCCCAACUGGCCCGCAUUCUUUGCCCCCAAAAACUUGUGUGACUUUAAAGAAGAAAAUGCUUUGGGAGAAUAUCUGUUGCGCAUGCGCCAUCACUCUCUCACCACUGUUCCGCGCGCACGGAGCGCCUUCGUUGAUAACCGAUUGCCCGUGCCAAUCUGCCGACGACGACCACUGAGAGCUGCAGGACUAUCACGGUUACCACCACCUUGCCCCAUUACAUACAGGAGACCACCCCGUAUAACCCAGAUUUUGCACUAACUGCUUUGGAUUGCAACCGACCUGAGACCCCAGUAUAAAAGGAUUCUUUCCAAACACACGAUACGGUCUUGGCACUGGAAUUAUUCGUUUGAUCAUCAAUCAUCUUCCGAAAGUGGAUUAUUGUACCUAAACACCCUUUUCCCUGUCAAGCUGAUCCAACAUGUUGUUCCUGCGGCGGCUGGUGCGUGUGUGCUGUCCCUCGGCGCAGGCGGGGGGCGUGAUGGACUCCAGGCCCUGUGUGUUUGCCCUCACACUCCUCACUCUGCUCAUGCAGGUGGUGGUGGAGGCAAACUCAUGGUGGUCUUUAGCCAUGAACCCUCUGCUAAUCCCAGAGGCCUACAUUAUUGGUGCCCAGCCUCUGUGCAGCCAGCUGGUGGGUCUGUCUCAGGGCCAGAAGAAACUUUGCCAGCUGUACCAGGAUCACAUGCAGUACAUCGGCGAGGGAGCCAAGACUGGCAUAAGGGAGUGCCAGUACCAGUUCAGACAUCGCCGGUGGAACUGCAGCACGGUAGACAACUCGUCCGUGUUCGGACGAGUGAUGCAGAUAGGAAGCAGAGAAACUGCAUUUACUUAUGCUAUCAGCGCAGCGGGCGUGGUCAACGCAGUGAGCCGGGCCUGCAGAGAGGGUGAUCUGUCGAGCUGUGGAUGCAGCCGCGCCGCACGUCCAAAGGACCUCCCUCGUGAUUGGCUAUGGGGAGGCUGCGGGGACAACCUGAACUACGGCUACCGGUUCUCUAAGGAGUUUGUCGACGCACGGGAGAGAGAGAAGAGCUAUGCCAAGGGUUCCGGCGAGAGCGCCCGGCUUAUGAUGAAUCUGCACAACAAUGAGGCUGGAAGGAGGACUGUGUCAGACCUGGCCCAUGUCUCCUGCAAGUGCCACGGCGUUUCAGGCUCCUGUAGUCUGAAGACGUGCUGGCUGCAGCUUGCCGACUUCCGCAAGGUGGGCGAAACGCUGAAGGAGAAGUACGACAGCGCCGCCUCCAUGAAGCUCAACUCGCGUGGCAAGCUGGUGCAGCGGGACAGCAAGUUUAAUCCCCCUACCAGCAAUGACCUGGUUUACAUAGAGUCCAGCCCAGAUUACUGCCUGUCCAAUCAGAGCACGGGGUCCCUGGGAACUGUAGGUAGGCUGUGCAAUAAGACAUCCGAAGGAAUGGACGGCUGCGAGCUGAUGUGCUGCGGCCGGGGCUAUGACCAGUACAAGGCCCAGAUCGUGGAGCGAUGCCACUGCAAGUUCCACUGGUGCUGCUAUGUCAAGUGCAAGCGGUGCACCAAAACCGUAGACCAGUUUGUCUGCAAGUGAGGAGGCGGAGAGCAUGUCUGUGUGCAUGCAUGCAUGUGUGUAUCCUGUCUGUGUGCAUGCAUGCAUGUAUCCGGCAGAGGUGGGACAAAGAAGGCGAAGCAAGAGUGAGAGAGAGAGGGGAAGAAAGCAAAAAAAAAACUAUAUAAAUUAUAUUUAUAGAGUUAAACAAUUAUACAGUUGCGAAAGACUCACACUUAUUUUUCCAUGUAGAAGUUCCCAAAAAAUCAAAUGCCUCCACAAACUGAUAAUAUGGUCAAAUAUUUAUUUGUCAUCAAUUUCCUUCUUUUUGCCUGGUGAUCCAAAGCAAAUUUUAAACCCGUGAAUACUCAACCUUUGGAGACCAGCGGCCAACUAGGUUUGGUUUAUUAUCGGUGUGCCUUAUAGUUUAUAAACGGCCAUGUCCAAUUGGUUGCCAUGACUGUGAAAUGGGAGCUUUGCUCCUGCUUCAUAACACUAGCUUAGUUCAAAAUUGUGCUUGUUGGAGAAUGCCCACACCCAAAGUCUUAAGUAUUGAAACUGGGGCUGUUAGAGGUACCUAUUGUUAUCCACCAUUUGGGAAGAGGAUGCUUCCCCACAGGGCGGGUUCCCAGAUUGAGCCUCUGUUGGAUUCUUGAAUCUGGCACCUUGGGUUUGUAAAUCUGAAAUUCUGGCCCUAGUCCUGCACAGCGCCUCUCUCUUGGUUGUGUUUGUCAAACAAGGCCUUAGGAAAGUGGGAGAGUUCUGGUUCUUGUUUUGGUUUUGUUUCCUCCUGUAUCCCACAACGCCAAGUACUUCCCAGACACCAUGGCUAGACCUCCUAAAUACAUUUAUCCUAUGCACUUUGAACCUGAGGCCUUAGCCCGACUGUAGGACUGUUUGUUUUGAAUUACAGAGCAUCGCCUGUAAUAUGCCAUAUUAAAGUAAUUUUUUCCCUAUAAAUACAGAUAUCCACUUAACAUAUAAAUGCUACUUACAUGGUUUGAAUAUAUAUGGGCAAUAUUGUGGUUAUGAUGGUGAGAUACUCUGUGUUCUGUAUAUAGUACUGCUAACCAACAAACCAACAAAUCAUUAAAUUGUAUGUAUUUAUUUUCUUUUAUCCAGAUCUCUUUAAAAAAAAUAAAAACAAAAAAACAACACAGCUCUAUUUCAUUCAAUGUAUUUGAAUUGUACACGUUUUAUUUUCAAGUACAGUAUUUUCAGGUUACUUAAUUUUUCACAUUUAAAGAUACUGUAUGUUUUCCACACCCAUUUGGUUCCCCAGUGUUGUUUUUGUAAAGGGAAAUGCACCUUAUUGAUCUAGAACACCUGCUCAUUAUGUUUUACCCAACUUCAGUUAAUAUCACGGACCACACUAAUAUCACAAUUUAAUUGUAGCUACAAACCUCUGAAUACCACUCAGUUUCUGUACAUUACCCCUGUGAUUGUCAUUAAACACCUCAAUCUCUAUACAUUAUCAUUAUCCAUCAAAACUAUUUAUUACUUUCUUGAAUAAUAGGGGUUUGCAAAAAGUUUCUUUUACAGUAGGUAUUAUUUUAUUUCCUUUUUUAUUGGAUCGAUGUGCUUUGUUUCAAUAAAUAUUAAACUAAAACCUGCUGAAUAGUCGUAAUUUUCAAUACAAAUCUGUUCUGUUCUGGUUAAAUUCAACUUCACAUUUAAAAACUAAGUUUGUAUUUAUGCCAUGUAUUUAGCCCUGAUUUUGAACAUUGUGUAUAUUUUCCCCUAUCCUGGUGCUCAGUGAGAAAUAGACUGUUUUUUGUUCUUGUGUACAGAAUUGACUAUGGGAAGAUUUGUCUGUAUUUUUAUACUCUUUCAUUCUGAACUAUGAAGUGUCUGCUUUUGAUGGUGUAGGAGACAUUGAUUCUACAAGUUAAUUAUAUGAUCAAAUCAAACAUGUCAUUAAAUAAACUUAUCUGGAACCUC